Pseudovirgaria hyperparasitica is the source of this 486-nucleotide messenger RNA. Its product is annotated as putative 37S ribosomal protein S18. Gene Ontology annotation, biological process: translation. NCBI's taxonomy places the organism in Eukaryota, Fungi, Ascomycota, Dothideomycetes, Acrospermales, Acrospermaceae. The transcript is spliced from 2 exons. Gene Ontology annotation, cellular component: ribosome. The record is from RefSeq and is a predicted model, not a curated record. Bases 1 to 486 code for a protein of 161 amino acids. Gene Ontology annotation, molecular function: structural constituent of ribosome.
AUGCAACAACCGGCAACGGAGAGCAAGCCGAGCGCCGUCCAAAGACUCACCGCAGACGGGCAGAAGAAAUCCGUGCUGGACAGACAGGCAGCAGACUUCCGCCGGGACUACGGGCACCGCCUACCCAGAGCCUACGAAACAGGCGACGUCUACUCGCCGCGCGACCUGAGCGGCGCCGAGACGGAGCGCUGGGCGAAAGCUCCCCGAAAGAGGCAACUGAUGGUGCCCCUGAAGCGGCAGGGAAAGAGACAGGACGUGUUCGAUAUCACGGGCAUCAACCCGCUGCAUCUAUACAAGAACUACAGUGUCAUGUCCGAAUUCAUGCUUGAAAGUGGCGGAAUCAUGCACAAUAAUGCAACACACCUACGACCGGUGAAUCAGAGGAAAUUGGCAAAGGCUCUGAGAAGAGCUCAGGGAUUGGGGCUGAUGCCGAGCAUUCACAGACAUCCGCUCAUAUUGAUGCCUGAACACAUCACGGCGAAAUGA